GGGAGUCUUGUGGCGGUGGGGGCUCCGCUUGUCAGAGUCAGAAGAUACUGAGAGAACAGAGUAAUUGGAAGAGCUGAGCAACCACCUUGGUACAACUGUUGAAAGGAAGAAAGCUUUGUUGGAAGAAAACUUUUUUAGAAGAUGUGCUGAGUAGAAGGAUCCCUCACUUUUAACCACUGGUAAAUCUAGUGCCUUAUAAAUAUGGGGUUUGGAAAUGACCUGAAGUAUUCGCAUGAAGCUUUGCUAAAACUACAAGACUGGGAGUUGCGGCUACUGGAAAUGGUGAAGAAAUUUAUGUCUAUGAGAAUAAAAAGCGACAAAGAAUAUGCAUCUACUUUACAGAAUCUUUGUAAUCAGGUUGAUAAAGAGAGCACUUCACAACUGGAUUAUGUUAGUAAUGUAUCUAAGUCAUGGUUGCUCAUUGUACAGCAGACAGAACAGCUUAGCAAGAUCAUGAAGUCACAUGCAGAAGAUCUGAAUGCCGGACCAUUACAUAGACUUACCAUGAUGAUCAAAGACAAGCAGCAAAUAAAGAAGAGUUACAUAGGUGGUCACCAGCAGAUUGAGGCAGAGAUGUUCAAGGUAACAAAAACAGAAUUGGAAAAAUUAAAAUCUAGUUAUAGACAAUUAAUUAAGGAAGUUAAUUCUGCCAAAGAAAAGUACAAGGAAGCUGUGGCUAAAGGAAAAGAGACUGAAAAAGCCAAAGAUCGUUAUGAUAAAGCCACUAUGAAACUCCACAUGUUGCACAAUCAGUAUGUGUUGGCACUGAAAGGAGCACAGUUGCACCAACACCAGUAUUAUGAUACUACACUUCCUUUGUUUCUUGACUCCUUACAGAAGAUGCAAGAAGAAAUGAUUAAAGCACUAAAAGGAAUUCUUGAUGAAUAUAGUCAUAUCACCAGUCUUGUAACAGAAGAAAUAGUGAAUGUUCAUAAAGAGAUCCAGACUUCUGUUGAACAGAUAAAUCCUGGUACAGAGUACAGUGGUUUCAUAGAGGCUCACAGGACGCCAGAUGUUGUACAACAAGAAAUAGAGUUUGAUACAUCUUUAUUGGAAGAAAAUGAAAAUCUUCAAGCUAAUGAAAUUAUGUGGAAUAAUUUGACGGCUGAAAGUUUGCAAGGCAUGUUGAAAACAAUUGUAGAAGAACUGAUUCAGACUCAGCAGAUACUUCUAAACAAGGAGGAGCUUGUGUUGGAACUAGAAAAAAAGAUUGAAGAAUCUUCAAAGAUUUGUGAAAGGAAAUCAGAUGUUGUGCUUCUGCUCAGCCAGAAGCAGGCACUGGAAGAGCUAAAGCAAACUGUUCAGCAAUUGAGAUGCACUGAAGUCAAGUUUGCUGCCCAGAAAGAACUUCUCGAACAAAAAGUUCAAGAAAAUGAUGGAAAAGAGCCCCCACCUGUCGUAAAUUAUGAGGAGGAUGCCAGAUCUGUCACGUCUAUGGAGAAACCGCCCACAAAAGUUAAGGAUAAGAAAGAUAAAGUUUCCAGAUUUGAUACAAUUCGGCACUCCAUCGCUGGAAUGAUAAGAUCUCCAAAGUCUAUGUUAGGCACUUCAUCGUUCUUUGAUGUAAUAUCAACCAGUGAAAAACCAUUGGCAGAGCAAGAUUGGUAUCAUGGUGCAAUCCCAAGAAUAGAAUCUCAAGAGUUAUUAAAACAGCAAGGAGACUUCUUGGUGCGAGAAAGCCAUGGGAAGCCUGGUGAAUAUGUCCUUUCUGUAUUUUCAGAUGGACAACGGAGACACUUCAUCAUACAGCUUGUUGAAAAUCAGUAUCGAUUUGAAGGAACCGGGUUUGCAACUAUUCCUCAGCUUAUAGAACACCACUACCAAACAAAACAAGUAAUUACAAAAAAAUCAGGUGUAGUUCUGCUGAAUCCCGUUGUUAAGGAUAAGAAAUGGAUUCUCAGUCAUGAAGAUGUCACACUGGGAGAAUUGUUGGGCAAAGGUAAUUUUGGUGAAGUGUACAAGGGAACACUAAAAGAUAAAACUCCUGUUGCUGUGAAAACCUGUAAAGAAGACCUUCCUCAAGAGCUGAAAAUAAAGUUUUUAUCAGAGGCCAGAAUACUCAAACAGUACGACCAUCCAAAUAUUGUAAAACUUAUAGGAGUUUGCACUCAAAGGCAGCCGAUUUAUAUCGUUAUGGAGCUUGUUCCAGGAGGUGAUUUCCUCUCCUUUUUAAGAAAGAAGAAAGAUGAGCUUAAAACCAAACAGCUAGUGAAAUUUUCAUUAGAUGUUGCUGCUGGUAUGGCGUAUCUUGAAUCCAAAAACUGUAUUCACAGAGACCUUGCUGCAAGGAACUGCCUAGUAGGUGAAAGUAACAUACUGAAAAUCAGUGACUUUGGCAUGUCUCGUCAAGAAGAUGAUGGAGUCUAUUCUUCUUCAGGCUUAAAGCAGAUUCCCAUCAAAUGGACAGCACCAGAAGCUUUGAACUAUGGGCGAUACACUUCUGAAAGUGAUGUAUGGAGUUUUGGUAUCUUCCUUUGGGAGACCUUCAGUUUAGGUGUGUGCCCAUACCCAGGAAUGACCAAUCAGCAGGCACGGGAGCAAGUAGAGAAAGGCUAUCGAAUGUCAACACCUCAGAAGUGCCCAGAGGAGAUCUAUAAAAUAAUGCAGCUGUGUUGGAAUUACAAUCCUGAACUCAGACCAAAAUUCUAUGAGAUUCACAAAGAACUGGCUGCAAUCAAGAAGAGAGUGACAUAGUGAGAAACUAGCAGGACACAAACUACAGGACUCUUCUCUUUUUCCAGAAACGUAAUAUUUUGUCAUGAACACUAUGCAUUUAUAUCACAUUGCUUUCGAUUUUCUUCUAGGAUUUCUUUUAAAAGAAUGGUUUUUGUACAUAGGUGUCAGGUUGCAAAAACAUCAAAUAUGCAUUGAAGAGAAAGAGAAGGCUCUGCCAAAUGCUAUAUAACCAAUCACAGUGAUUCUGUCUUUUAGGUUAUGUACAUAGAAAACACACAUACACAUAAGGAACUCUGGCUCCAUUAUUUUACUGUGAUAAAUCUGUCGCAAUGUUUUUCACCCUUUUUGUCUUCUUUUAGUUCAGUUCCAUGUGUUCACACUAGUCAUUCUGUCAGCUGAGUGACUUAUGCACCAUUCCUACAAGUCUUAAAACUGAAGGCACAGUUUUUAAUAUUACCUCAAUUUUAAAAGAUUAUACAAUGUAGUGCUCUGAAAAAAGCUACCACCAGCAGCUAAUCUAGUCUUGGAUUUGCUACUUCUUGUUCUGAAAAACAAAAUAAGCUAAAGAGUUGUUUGUAGAACAGGGAGUACAUUCUAAGUUUCUUGCAAAUAUUCCAAAACACAGUAAAGAUUUCCAACAUUGAACAUUAUUUAUUUCCCUUUUUUAAACAGGAAAAAAAAAGAGCCGUGGUUCACCAGGAAUCAGCAUGCACAAAUCUAUGUUUGGUCUAUCCUUUAUUUAAAGAGGGUGGGUGGGCUGAAGCUGGAUUGUGUAUGAUAUAUAUUUGUCAAGAAAUAUUGCAGAUGAUCUGUCUUUUUCAGAAGGAUGAGAUAUAGCAGUACACAGUUGCUUUGGAAUGUGCACAUUUAGAAGUGCUGUCAGAAAGAAACAUGUUUGAGAAUGAGAAUGGCAUAUAAUGAAGGUAACCAGUAACAUUGAUUUUGGAUAGGGAACGGAAAGUGAAUUACCAAAUUGGCCUUUGGAAGCUCUGUGAAUUGAUGUUCCUGUUCUGUAUGCUGCUGGAACAAGGAAAAGGGGGAAAUUAUGUUCUAUGCACGCUGUCCAAGGAGAGAGAAAAAAAAAAGGAAAUGUUACCUUUUGUAAAAAGUGUCUUGCACAUUGAACAAACCACAAAGAUGUAUUGUAAUACUCUGUAGGACUCCUUUCCCUAUUAUUGUCCUCAGAUUUUUCUGGGUUUAGCAUACUUGGAAUGAAAAGUCACUAUCUUCAGCAUAGGCCAUCUCUGGGCUAAAAAUAGUGAAUGGAUUACAUCGGGGGUUUCCUACCAUAGGAGCUUUCCCCAGCUACUUGGUAAACUGGUGGCAUUAUUCUAAAAGGUUGAUUGAUAGUUGAGGAGUCCUGUUCUUAGGGGGUAAGUUUUUGCCUAAAAUAGCAAAAUGAUAAUGUCAACAAGUUGAUCGCUUCUAGCCCAAGGGUAUGAUGGUGUGGACAUUAAAAAUGUUUUGAACCUUAAAAUGACACUUUGUACAGUAGGACCAAGAUGUUACAUGUUAUCUGUUUUGCUGACCUUCUAGCCAGAGCAAAUUUGCUCUUUUUUGUGUAUUUUUGUGGUAGUGCAGAGUGGUAAUAUUGAGCAGGGUGUCUUCUACAUGUUGUCCAGAAAGGUUGAUGUUAUUAACAGGAUAAAAUUUAAUGUCAGAAUAAAAGAAGAAAACUGUAUUGAAGAAAACUGUAGGUGGACUUGUUAGCACAUUAGCACAGGAGGAAGUUGGGCUUCUUAUGACACAAGGAUUGGUUUGUGGGUUCAGAAAACUAGUGCAAAGGCAGAGGAUGGGAAGAAAAUUUAGUGCUGUAUAUUUACCCUGGGAGUUUCUUUAUUUAGCAAUGGGCAUACACUGAUCUUAAUGAAUUGUUCCAAAUAGGAAACAUUAGUUUGAUUAAUGUGAUCCUACAGGGAUCCUAAACAGAAUGUGCCUUAAUUCAUUGGCAUUCCUAUGUUAACUGAAAUGCACAAGGACUGAAUGCUAACACCACAAGGGGGAAAUCACAAAUCUCUCUGUUGCAGAUCUUCAUCUAUGCAUUCACUAAUGUAUAAAUGUACGGAUGAGAAUGUAUUUUCUUUUUAUUCCUGGUGUUCUAUACCAUUUCUAAGUCUUUUGAAUAUACGCUUCUUGUUGAAUGGGAAAGGACAGUUCUUUACCUUAAUUUGAUUAGCAGGACACACUGUUCUGGUCUUGUACAGAUAUAAAGGAUAACUGCUAUUUAUAUUUCGUUUAUGUAGGCAGUAAAAAUUUGCAAUUCAUGUCUUACUGCUGCUCAAAUUGAAAGGCCUUUUCCAAACAGAAUACCAGAAGCAUGUACAGUUUGUUCUGUCUGCCCUUUGUCUGAAUUUGGUAGUCGAUUUAAGACACAAAUGGUUUGGGAUAUUGUCAGAGGUGGUUUAUCCAUAGAAAAUAUUGGUAGUUAAGUUUUUCACAAACUUUAUGAACCAUUUUCUUAAUGUAUCUUUAUUGUAUAUAAGAUAAAAAUGCCUCUCAUUUUAAAUACUGGAAUGAAGUAUGUUAGGCAGUUAAAUCCAUAUCAGAUAACAUAUGGACAAGAACAGUUGUUAGCUGGGAGUCUGACAAAAUGCACACAUGCUUGGAAAAUAAAGGAUAAAAAGGCAACUCAUACAGCUCAAAAAGCUAGACUCAACUAUUGGCUUAAUGAAGUCAAAAUUUGGUCAAUUGUGUUUUGCUCCAGAACUUAGAGAGUUUGUGUUAGAACAACAUAAGAAUUUCACCCCUUUUUUUGUGAAAAAUUCAAUAUUGAUUAGACUUUGUAGUCUUUCAUAGCAAUGAAUCUUCAUAGAUUUGCAAAGUGCUGGAGAAGUUGUGCCUCUGCAUUACUCCCAAUUAAGAAGUCUUGCCUCAAAACCAAAUUUUUUCAAAAGGUUUGUUUUCAAAACAAACUUUGUACUCAGUUCUUUGGAGCCCAUUAGUGCAGUCUCUUUGAUUUUUAAGAAAUGUGAUUUCAAGAAACUGUUUUCAAUUAAAUCUCCAAAGAGAAUAAGAAUCUUCUUCAGGUUAUGAUGAUGUCUUUAGCUUUUAAAAAAAAAUGAAGAUGAUGGACAUACAUGAAAACAAGCGAGCUCAGCAGUAAGCUCCUGAGAUAAAGACAUUCUACAUUUUGUGGAAAUGUGCAAUAUAGAAAGCUGUUCUGAUUGAAAAAAUGAACCACCAUCUGCCCUUCUCAACCAGAAUCAUUCAAUUGCCUUCCAUUUCACAAUGGUUCUUAAAUAUUUGGAACUUCUAAUUUGAAGGGUGAAGUCAUAUACUUCCUAUUUAUCAUAUGCUGCCUAUUUGUCUUUUUUAACAUUGAAGCAAUGCCAGAACAAUGUUGGCAAACAAUGAUGUUUAUAUAAUAAGCAAAAAACCGUUGGGAAGAACAUAGUUUAAUUAUUUUUCCUUCAUGUUUAUUUUUAUCUAUGGGCUAUUAUGCCUUUGUCUGCAUGACCAAAGCAAUACGUUGCAGAAAGCAAGUAGUGAAAUACACAAGCACAUUAGUCAUUAAUCUUUUCCUAUAUUUGAGCAGCUAGUUAGAUUAUUAAAUAAUUUAUCUCUUAAUCAUUACUGAAAAAAAGCUUUUAACCCACCAUUUUAGUUGUCUCAAUUUGGAAGCUCUUGCAGGCUUUCAUUGGAGGUGUAACUUUCCUAUGCAGGACUGGCUGACUCCAGCUAAACUUUUACAUUACUGUUCUGUGGUGCAGCAUUAGUCAGUUGUGGGUUUUAUAAAAACAAAUUGUAUGAGGACUAUUUGAUUCUGUAGUAAUCUAGAUCUUUAAUAACAAAACCAUGCUUAGUUCAUCAGGCAGAUGUCACAAGAGUCUCUGAAAUGCUGCAUUAUAGCAAUUAUAGCAAUUAUAGCAAUUAAUUAAAUAGACAUGGUUAUUAACAAUCAGAUAAGAAGUCCAGAUAGCCUUGAGAAGUGUAACCAUAAUACUUUCCUUUUUUUAAAGUCAGUUCUAGUUUUUCCAAGACAUUUGUUCUUUUAGUUUUGGAUUUUCUGUAUCACCUUAUGUUACUUUGUCUUUCACUUUUGAGCUCCGCUGUUUUCAUGCAGUCCAUCAUCUUCUAUUUUCUUGAAACCAAAGACAUAACUUGGCUGAACUUGUUGCCUGGCCAUGGCUUUUUUUUUAUCCUCUCAGAUGUUAAACAUUAGAUCUUGAAACACUGAAAAAUGAGCAAAAGGUCAAUAGAGCACAUACGAAAAGGCAUGUCCCUCCUUCAGUUUAUGACUGACAGCAUUUUUAAGCUUUUCUUCUAGCAAGAAGAAAGCUACAGCCAAGAAAGGAAGAUAAGGUAAAGGCGGAUGGGAUGAUUUAUACGUAUGUAUCUGAGAAACUGAAAAAGACUUUGGUACAUUUUUGUGCAGCAGUUCAACGGAUAUAGUAAAAAUGUAAGGAUCUUGUUUUUCAGGGUAUUGUUUAUCAGAAAUGUUUAUCUCUAGGGUAAAAUAUAUGGUAUAUUAUUCUACCUAGAAAACUGCAACCAUGUAGAGAUCAAAUAUUUACUUGCCUCAGACAGCAUUUCUUCUAAAGCCGGUUUUUCCUUUGCCCUUUUCCUUGGCAACCUAAGGGCUGCUUCACAAGUUUCAUAAGUGGCAGUGCAGGCAGAAGAGAACUGUAAUCAAUCCUAACUCUUCUGCCUUGCUCAUAUAUGCAUCCCUACCCAUCCCUUCAUUCAAAAUAUCAUUUAUUCCUCUAUGGAUUGCAGCAUUACUUCUGUAAAAAUGCUAGUUAAGUAUAUUAGGCAAUGUUGUGAGAGGAAGGAAAUGCAGGAGGAAAGGUUAUGUCAAAGGAGUCAGCAAAGUCUUUAAACCUUGUACAUUUGAAUUCCGGGAAAAUAGAAGUUUUGUUGUCCCCCCCAUAUUGUUCCCUAAUAACUGCAACCAAGAACUAAUGUGCACCUAUUUGAUUUUUUGAACAGCACACACACACCCGAGAAUAUUACAGCCUGCUUUUGUAAUGUUACUGUGCUUUUCUGCAGGUCAUGGAAAGCAGUUGUUUGACAGAUAUGCUUCCAGUCAUGUUUAACUUCUGGAAGUAGUUUAACUUCUGUGGGACUUGGGCAUCUGGUUGGUCGCUAAAGACUCUUAAUAUAAAUAUACUUAAGAGGCAGUGAGGCACUCACCUGUACAUGAAUUAUGUUCAUGAUUUGAGCCCAAAAUCAUUUUAAUUAACUGUGUAAAUUGGCGAGUAUGCAAUUAUUAGAUAAUGGGCUGCUGCCCUUCCAGUCAUGCAGUGGUUGUAUUGAUUUCGCUAUACCCAGGAAUUGCACAACUAAGGCCAUCGUGUCUUUAAACUGGAUUUUAUAAUCAUAAGAAUCUUGACUGCCUAAGUCUUUCAAAGAGCCUGACUAAACAUGCCAGGUUCCCCAGUGAACAUUGUGCUGGUUGCUAAAUUAAAUAUGUGUAGCUGCUUUGCAUUGCACAGGUAGCAGCCAAUUUAAAUGAGCUGCUGUACCCAAGAGUCACAUUGGUGAGUUGUUUUGCUUUGCUGUCCUUCUGUUUACGUCAAGCCAAACACUGUUCAUGAACAUUAGAAACUUGUUCCAAAAAUUAGCAACAAAUCUCAUGUUUAAGGUCCAAAAUAUGAUCAGAAACCACCAUAAAUGUUGUAGCCCAACUACACCAAAGUGAAAUUGAGUACAUUGUAUAGCAUCUGUGAAAGGAUCACUUUAUAAAAUUGUGGAUAAACUUUUCAAAAGAGAUAAGUCAUGUGACAUAACCUGCCACUGAAAAGUGGUGCUCAGUGGACCAUUCCUAUAACUACCAGUAGGUUUAUCACGUACAAUGUAACUUUAACUCUGAUAGUUAAACAGAGACUGCCUCAUUUCACAGAACAAAGGCAUCAUAUGUUAAGGGAAAACGGAAAAACUCUCUAGCAGUGCCAUUAACAAUCCAAACCUAGGAGAGCUGUGUGUAAAGGGGGAAAUUCUAAGCUGUGGAAAGAAGGUCAUGGUUGAUGUUACUAGUUUACAGAGGAAAUAUCAUUUUUCAAAGAGAAAACGGUAAGAGCAGCCAGAACAAACAUAUCAGAUUAGUUGCUCUGAAAUAUAUCAAGGAAUAACACAGGAAAUACUUAUUUAAAAGUCUUUAGAAAAGUAUAGUACAAACUCUUAGCUGUGUAGACAAGCAAGUUAAUAAAGAGAUCUUUAUGUACAGUAAAGUCACCCGGCCUUUGAAGUUAUAUGAGUUUUAAAACAUCCUUGAAUUUGAGAACUGAAUCCUGCCCGAAUGUUAAUACUGGUGCUGUUCUCUUGAGUUAGUUUUGCAGCUCUUAAAUUCUGGAAGAACUGAAUCCCAGGAACAUUUUUAGAAUAUAAUUUUGUGACAUCCAGUGCCAUCUGCAUCAGGUCUAUUACACCAUAAUGUACCAUACGAAUUCAUAUCUGUGCUUUUUGUAAUUGCCCUGUUUGAGGCUAAAUGUCACUGGCAAAGAAGGAAAUUUGCAUUAAAAAUAGUUCAUUUGACAUGCUUAGAGACACUAUCCUCUCUAUAUUAACUUGGGAGCAAAUUCAUGAAAAAGAUCUUUACUACCUUCCCCUUCCUACUCUAAUCCCCGAGCCCCACCCCACCCCAAGAACCAGUCCUGAGGGUCCUCAGGAAUAGUAUGGGAUGUGGCGUGGGAGAACUACAACAUGAAGGGGUGGUCAGCAGAAAUCCCUUUUCUUUCCAAAUGAAACAGGUGUUCAUGUAAGGGUUGAGAGGUGGUGUGAUUUCUGUGGCUUCCUCUUUCUUGCUGUACCGUAUCCCAAGUUCCCAAAGUUCCUCACCCUUUCAGAAUUGCUUAUUUAGGGAUGCAGUAGGUUUCAGUGGGAAGGGGCAAAGCUCUCUUGCCUUUUCUAUGUUUACUAACUUUUUGUGCUGUUUCUGUGGAAUUGGUUGGGAUCCAAGGGACUUCCUAACAAACCAGAGUUGAAGAAUGUUAGACAUUUGAGUAGGGCACUGAGAUAGUUUACAGCUUUUUACAUACAUAUAUUUUGAUGUGGAUUUGGGUCUCUUUUAAGUUAGUGCCAAUAUAUGUGCCAGCAGGUAUAAUAUCAGGUAAAGCACCUUUUUAUGCUCUUUAUUUUAGAAAUAAUAUAUUUGUGAAACACAUUGGUAAUACAUAACACUGGAAAGGGUUACUUCUUCCCAAAAAGUACAGGUGCUUAAAAAGGGAGGAAGGGAAGCUUUUAGAGGCUUUCCUAGCUUUUAACAAGAGUCAGAAUGAUAGCAUAUAUAAUACUUACUAGUUGUCUGACCUUUGUAAUUUUAUCAGAUCUACAUUUUAUCUCUUAUUUAUUUGCCAUUUUUUAUAUUCAAGUUUGAACCUAAAUUAACCUUGUUUCAUUUUCCUAGCCUGUAACAAAAAGGGAUUUUUGGUGUUCUUAGAAAGUCUGUGGAUAGUUUUGAAUAACUUUUUUCUUUUGGACUGGACCAAUUACCACUAACGGGUUUGCAGGACCCACCCCCUUUUUUUUACUGUAUUCUUCCAAUAAAUGUACAAUGUUUGUAUUGAUUCUGUUUCAACUUU
Eublepharis macularius is the source of this 10196-nucleotide messenger RNA. It is a transcript of the gene FER, whose product is annotated as FER tyrosine kinase. The coding region runs from base 202 to 2694 and encodes 830 amino acids. Gene Ontology annotation, biological process: cell adhesion; peptidyl-tyrosine phosphorylation; Fc-epsilon receptor signaling pathway. Lineage: Eukaryota; Metazoa; Chordata; Lepidosauria; Squamata; Eublepharidae. Gene Ontology annotation, molecular function: ATP binding; non-membrane spanning protein tyrosine kinase activity. The record is from RefSeq and is a predicted model, not a curated record. The transcript has 21 exons.